AUGGACCUUUCGCGCUUGGCAGAGAUCGAGAGGUGCGCGCUUGCGUUGGCCAGUGCCGCCAAAAGCCUGGCCGACUACUACAGCCGGCAGGCCCCCGACACGAACGCGGACGCACACGCACACGCACAUCCGAGAAGUGCGAGCAAAAGCCCGAGCAUGGACACGUCGAGCGGUUUCUUGUUUGUUGCCCCCACGGCUCCUGAGACCGUUCACCGGGCUAGGCGGGUGGUCCUCGGCAACGCGACCAAAUUGCAAAGCUUGGUCAGACAACCAAAGGAAUUCCUUCAACAACUUGCCAACCAGACCCAGUUGCUCGCCUGUCUUCAUUGGCUCGGAGAGUUUCAGGUCCUGGCCUGCAUUCCACUCAAGGGCAGUGUGCCGGUUCAAGAUGUUGCCGCCCUGACGGGCGUGCCCGAGUCAGUGCUCCUCCGCAUCGUUCGCAUGGCGAGCACGGCGGGGUUCCUGUGUGAGCCGCCGGAACAUCCCCGUCAUGUGGCGCACACCUCGCUGUCGGCGGAUUUCGUCACUGAACCCCUUCUUGCCGAUGCCGCCUCGUUCUUAGCCGGCACUUUGGCCCCCGCUGCACUCAACAUGGCCGCCACCACGCGCCGGCACGGCAAGCCGGGGGGCCCAGAGCAGAGUGCCUUCUCCUUGAUCUCCCAGACGCAGAACAGUCCCGUUCCAUUGGCCUUCUCGGUGGCUUGCGAACAGCAGCCCAGGUUGCAGCGUCAGUGGGCGGCAUAUCGCCGCUCGUCGGCAGAGACGCAUGAGAGCGGCGUGGCUGAGGCGCUCUCCCGUCUGGACUGGAGCGGAUGGAGCAGUGCUUGCAUUGUAGAGGCCCUCGGACCCCUUCACAGAAACAACCGGUACACGUACGAGCCUUGCCCAUCCACUAUGGCACGGCAUCUCGCAGCGCGAUACGGCAGUCAAGUGGAGAUUACCAUCCAGUUCUUGCGCGGACCACCAUCGGAUUCAUCGGCCUCACAUGCCCAAACAGUCCCCUCGCCGCCUUCACCACCUCUCCCGGGCGCUAUCCUGCAGAAUCGUUCUGCCGGGCAGCCCCAGAACGUCCGGCAUGCAGCCUUGUACGUGCUACACUGGCAAGACUGGGCAUACCUCUUGCCUCCGCCUCCUUCGGCCGGCUCCAACGUGGGGGCGGCGCUCAAGUCGGAGUUAACAGCUGAGUUACAAGCGCACUUGAGCAUCAUGCGCGAGAAUCGUACCGCGACGCUCGUCGUCGCCAUGCGGCUACUGCCCGAUGAUGUGGAUAAUAGCGUGGACCGGGACACCAGCGUCGAGGCAGUGGCCCGCGCAUGUGACUUGGCUCUGCUGCAGCUCGCUAACAGUGCGAUGCUGCAUGUGGGCGAUGUGGUUGAUCUCAUACAAAGCGUAGAGGGUGGUGGAGGCAGGCUGGUGGUUGUUAGUCGAGCAAAGGCCGGGGCUACCAACGAGGUUGUAGCAUUAGGCGUUAAGUUUCAACCGGUUUGA
Messenger RNA from Dichotomopilus funicola, 1488 nucleotides. RefSeq names its product O-methyltransferase bik3. The transcript is spliced from 3 exons. The record is from RefSeq and is a predicted model, not a curated record. Lineage: Eukaryota; Fungi; Ascomycota; Sordariomycetes; Sordariales; Chaetomiaceae. The coding region runs from base 1 to 1488 and encodes 495 amino acids. Gene Ontology annotation, molecular function: methyltransferase activity.